Messenger RNA from Acanthamoeba castellanii str. Neff, 1113 nucleotides. RefSeq names its product GATA zinc finger domain containing protein. NCBI's taxonomy places the organism in Eukaryota, Discosea, Longamoebia, Acanthamoebidae. The transcript is spliced from 3 exons. Gene Ontology annotation, biological process: regulation of DNA-templated transcription. Gene Ontology annotation, molecular function: sequence-specific DNA binding; zinc ion binding. Bases 1 to 1113 code for a protein of 370 amino acids. The record is from RefSeq and is a predicted model, not a curated record.
AUGGAGAUGUUCAACAUGCCAUCGUCAUCGCCUGCUUCAUCGUCGUCGGCGAUCCUGCCGGCCGUGCCCCAAUCGCUCCUGGCCCUGCCCUCUUUACUCGGCUUCGCCGGGAUCCUCAACGGCGCCGGCUUCGGGUGGCCACCCACCUCGGGGCCGAGCUCGGCCAUGGCCGACGACGACGGCGAGCGGGAUCGCCGGGCCGGCGACGCCCGGUCGCCCUACCCCGAAUCGGCCUCGCCGCUGCCGUCGCCUUCGUUCUUAUCCUCGUCGGCCCCGUCGUCUCCCGUCCACGGCUCCUCCGCGCCGGCCUCGCCCACCCUCUUCUCCCCUUCAUCGUCGUCGUCGUCGGCCGGCGCCGGAGAUGAUGAAGAGGAGGAGGACCUGGAGCCGGACGAGAUCCUGAAGCGGAUGUAUCUGCUCCGCAUGCAGCACGCGGCCACUUUGGCCCUUCUCGCGGGCGGCGGCGACCACCACGAGGCCCCAGCGGCGACGGCGGCCAGCCCCAAGCGGCGACGCGCUCCGGCGGAGGUCGCCACCGGCGACGGCCACGACGAGCAUCGCGACGAAGAGCCCACAAAGAAGAAGAUCAAGAAGGAGAUGAAGACAGAGAAGAAAAAGAAGAAGAUGGAAAAGAAGAAGGUGAAGGUGGCGGUGAUGAAGGAAGAAGUGCAAGAGGAAGAGGACGAAGGAGAUGACGGACUGUUCCAGUACAUCAUCGACGGCGAUGAUGAUGAUGACGACGAGAGAUCGGAUUCAGACUACGAUGAGGUGGGGGUGGCGCACGGCCACCGUCGAUCUCCCGCGACCACGCCAGCAGUGGCCGCGAUCUCAAGGAAGACGGCCUCCUCGCGACGGAGAUCUUCUUCUUCAUCUUCUUCAUCUUCUUCGCCGUCUUCUCCGGAGCGCGUGCUCGCCAACCCGUGGCCCAGCCGACGCCGGAACCGCAAGAAGAGCGGCGGCAGCAAGAGGCAUCACGCGCCGAGGGUGAUGACCGGCCGUACGUGCCUGCACUGCAGUGCCACCUCGACGCCCGAAUGGCGCACUGGACCCGAGGGCAAGGGCACCCUAUGCAACGCGUGCGGCCUGCGCUGGAAGAAGACCGGCCAGAGAUAG